AUGAGGACAAUCGUGGUCUGGGCACUGGCCCUAGCGCUCGUGUGCCCGGCAGUGGUCGCGAGGCCCAACCCCGCGGAACAACCGAUCUAUCUCCGGAGGCGCAGCAACCCGCUCGAGAUCGUGGAGGAAAGCGUCGAAGCCAGCGGAUCCCACCAGCAGCCAGCGGACGAGACAGGGAACGGCAGCACCGAACGGGUGGCCACCGACACCACCACCAGCGUGGCCAGCCCCGACUCCACGAGCCCCGCGAGCACCUCCGCCAGCGACAGCACGCCCGCCAGCGAUCAGCGGCCAACGCAUCAACCCAGCUUCGCGCUCAAGCGGCCGAGCGGCGAGCUGCUGAAGACGAAGAUCGGCACGUCGGGCUUCGUGGUGUCGACCAGCACGAAGGUGCUGACCGGCGGCGCACCAGGAAGCGGUGGGCCGGCCCCCAAACCAGCCCGGCCAGCGGAGGGCGAGGGGAAGGCCAACGAUCAGCUAACCCUCUUUGAUCGCUACACAGGGCACGUCGGCGUAGCGGAACCGCUGACGGACGAGGAGUACCAGAAUGAGCUGCACCGGGCCACGGAACGGGCACCGCUGCGGACGACCACCACCCCACGGGAGGGGCUCUCCACGUGGGUGCUGCUGUCGGGCAGUGACACGACGGACGCGAAGGACGAUUCGACCAGCCCCAGCAGCAGCAGCACCCGCAAAGCGUCCAUCGCGGUGACGUCGUCGACGACGACCCCAAGUACGACAAAGCGCUACCAACCAACGGUCCGGCGGGGACCACUUCCGACCACCACUACCGCGCGCCCGGCGAAAACGACAACCGUGGCGGCCGAGGAGAAAAAGGAGAAGCCUGGCAAGCCGCUGCCGAAGCAGAAAGUAGCCGCCGCCACCACCACACUGAAGCCGGUGGUCAUUGUGAAGAAGGCCAAGAAGCCACUUCCGGUGGCACCGGGCACGACGACGACGACCAGCACCACCACCACACCGGCCACAACAUCCGCGGCAUCGAGCACCACCGAAAAGAUGCUGAGUGCCUCCGUUACGGACGCACCCUCCGCUGACGAGUCGAUCGAGUCGUCCACAUUCCUGAUCCUCGAGCCGAAAGACGCCAUGUUCGAUCUGCCCGAGGACCGUUCACCGACGAAGGUCGCCGCGAUGCCGAAGCCCAAGAAGGGCGCCACGCGCAAACCGAACGCCAAACCGGGGACGAAGAAGAAGCCGGGUCAGAAGAAAACGCGCAAACCCGAGAUUAAGGAUGGCGUCGCGAAACCACCGACCAAGAGCAAGCCGGUGUCGACGCAGAUCAUCAACUAUCUGUCGCGCGAGGUGAUGCCGACGGUCGGCGUGGGGUUGGUGGGGCUGGUGAUGGCCGCUGGCCUAGCGUCGUACUUCCUGGGCAGCCCGCUCGGGGCGCUCCGGCGUUCGGACGAUCGGAAGGACGAUCUGUAUUACUCGAACUACGAAGAGUACGCCGGGACGCAGGACGGGCAGAACGAAGAGGACGUGUUCGGGAAGCUGAUCGCCGGCAUGCCGGACCGCUCGUACUACCGCAACGGUGGGGGCAACGUGCGGCGCCGCAUAGCCACCAGCCAGCCGGUCCGCACCGGUCACCAAUACUACCACGUGCAGCCGUACACCGGUAACAAGUAUCCGCACAUUACGUACCGCAACCGGGCAUACGGGGGGGCCACCGGGCCGGAGAUGUACUCCAACAUCAAUCGGCAGUCGGGCGGUGGCGGAUCGGUGGUGCCGGCGCCGGUGAUGCCGCAGGCGAAAUCCCAGAACAGCCUGGAGUUCCAUUACACCCCACCGACACCAUACUAUCCGCCGAGCCGCGCCGACAUGUCGACGCCCGCCGUACGCCCCCCCAGUGCCCCGGUGUACAGCUCCCCGGCCACGACCACGACCGAAGCGGCGGCGGCGGUGGUUCCGGAUCACGAGCUAGCCAGUCCCGAGCGGCUGAUGGAACCGGCGGACCACGAGAUGAUGCCCCACCCGGAGGCUUACUCGGCCGAGCACAGCCCCGAGCACCACGCACACUACGUGGUCGGUGGCACCGGUCCCAGCGGAUACUCGGACGCCAUGCUGGAAAUGAUUAACGCCGCCUCGAUGCCGGAGCACGGACCGCGCAAGAAACGAUCGACGUCCGAAGAGUCAGAAUCGGAUCUGGACAACGAAAUCAACGUCGAUGACGACGAUGACCGGGCGCAGGAUGCCGCGACACCGGCGAAGGAUGUGGUUCCCGAGACGACCCACGGGGAGGGCGAACCGACGACGGAAGAAAUGAUGGUGGUGGGCGACGGGCCCCCGGGACACCGUUACACAUGGGGCGACUUCAUCCGCAACACGGUCGAGCGGAAGGUCGCGAUGGGCAUUAGCUUCCUGAAGCACGUCACCCAGGACUUCCAGCGGUACCUGAACGGGGUGCAGGAUCGGUUCGAGGGCCGUCAGUAG
Molecule: messenger RNA, 2448 nt
Organism: Anopheles cruzii
Lineage: Eukaryota; Metazoa; Arthropoda; Insecta; Diptera; Culicidae
Exons: 2
Coding region: 1-2448 (815 amino acids)
Source: RefSeq, a predicted model, not a curated record